Molecule: messenger RNA, 723 nt
Organism: Aspergillus tanneri
Lineage: Eukaryota; Fungi; Ascomycota; Eurotiomycetes; Eurotiales; Aspergillaceae
Exons: 4
Coding region: 1-723 (240 amino acids)
Source: RefSeq, a predicted model, not a curated record
AUGUGUUUCGCAGAUGGUCUGCCCGCAAAGUUUCUUUGCUGCUCAUCGAGACCCGUCCUACGUGACGCCGUCGCCUUCCAGGAGUUCCGUUCAUCCCUUCUGAAGACGGAUGCCGUUUCACCUGCGCCCUGGCUCCUCGGUUUCUGCCGGAAUGGGGAUUUCCACCUUCCUGCUUCGGCGGAGCUGGACGGAGUCGACCGCCCUCCGGACGUGUCUGGUAAGUCCGGUGCGGCUUUCAUCGCCCCUUUGUCUCCAUCGGCGGCUUCGGCCGUCCAGGUGCAGAUCAUCACCCCUGCGCCGGUCCAUGUUGGAAGGCUGAAUGGUUUGCCUUUGGCCCAGGGGGCAGGUAGUCCCUGCGCUACCGUUGCCUUGUUCACUUGGAGCGGUGACGCCGCGUCAGCGCGGCUGAAACUGGUGGCCGCUCCGGAGGUUGCCGCUGGUCCUUGGCUGUUUCUAUGGUUACUGAACAUCGCAUCGGGAGUACAGACGCGGCUCGUCCUGAAAACCCCGGAAUACCUCACGCGUGACAGCAGCAAGACCGCGCCCGGUCCCCGAACGCACUUAUACCGCAUCUUCGCCCAUGGCUCCCGUUCCUGCGAAUUUCAGUCGCCCGGGCCGCGUUUUGUUGAUGCGGUCCUUUCCCCUUCAUAUGGGUUGAGUUGUUCCCUUUGGGGUGGAGGUUUGCGUUAUUGGGCCGUUGCGCCAUCUUUGUCUGCUAAAUAG